UUAAAGUGUAUCUGAUUUUUAAGUAAAGUUAGCAAUAUGUAAAUUCAUAUUUGCUUAAAACAGUACAAACAUUAGUGUCUACCCAUCAAUUUUUCUUCUUUUCCUUUUUUGAAAAUCAAGAAACUCUUUUAAUUCAAUCAUCCACCACUAGCUAGCUAUUCAAAAAGCCUCAAGAAAGUGAUUUUUUUGCUCAUGGAACCAUGUCUAGAAAAACAAGAAUUUCUCAAAAAGGAGGAAGAACAAGAACAUGAGGGUAAUAAUUCAAAUCUUUAUCAGUUUGAUUUGAAUCUGACAACAAAUGAUCAAGAACUCAAUCUUAUUGAUUGUUUUAAUAAAGAUUCAUCAGAAAAUCCUCCUACAGAUGGUGAUCAAAGAGUUUUUUCAUGCAACUAUUGCCAAAGGAAAUUUUAUAGCUCACAAGCACUUGGUGGUCACCAAAAUGCUCAUAAAAGAGAGAGGAUUUUAGCUAAACGAGGUUCAAAGAUUGCAGCCUUUGGUUACCAUUUCUAUUCAACUAUGGCUUCUCUUCCUCUUCAUGCUAGAUCUCUCGGAAUUCAAGCACACUCGACGAUCCAUAAGCCUACUACUCACAUAUCUUCCAUCAAUGGGUCUCGAAAUAUGUAUGGUUACGGUGGCUGGACUAGACCGCUUAUUGAUCAGCAACCGGCUGUUGGUAAGCUGUUAAUGGAGAAUUACCAUGUGAAUGCAACAGCAGCACUACCGGUAACACCGCCACGAGAUGGUGUUGGUAGGUUUAACUUGGAAAAGUCUAUUAUUAUGGGUUCUUCAGCCAGAUUGGGAUUUGGUGAUAGCUAUUGUCAUUUUAAGGGUAGUCAAGAUGAGUUGCAGAAUCUUGACUUGUCUCUUAAGCUUUAAUUUAGUUCAUUUCCUUAUGUUUUUUAUUUUUCUAUGUUUUUGGCAAUCAUUUUAUGUAAAUUCGAUGAGAUAAUGCAUAAGGAAUUUGUUGUUUUAGGCUAAUAAUGUUCCCUCCACUUGCAAUAUUUAUGCAUAUUCUACUAGAGUUAGUAAUGUUCA
Molecule: messenger RNA, 1035 nt
Organism: Mercurialis annua (annual mercury)
Lineage: Eukaryota; Viridiplantae; Streptophyta; Magnoliopsida; Malpighiales; Euphorbiaceae
Product: zinc finger protein 1-like
Exons: 1
Coding region: 193-876 (227 amino acids)
Biological process (GO): negative regulation of abscisic acid-activated signaling pathway
Source: RefSeq, a predicted model, not a curated record